UCUAAAAAUUAGUUGAAUUUUUUAAUUUCAAAAACGAAACGUCAAAUGAAACGAAUGGAUAAAGAAAUCGAGAAAAUUGUGACAAAAGAAAAGGUUAACACUUCUGAAGACGGAGAAGAAGAUGAGGAGGAAGAAGAGGAAAGGGUUGCGUUCGAGGGAGCAUACGAUCCAUCGGAAUAUGAAUCCCUUCAGGUGUCGAGUGAAAUGAAGAAUCUCUUCAGUUAUAUAACCUGUUAUUCGCCACAAAUGAUUGAAUUGGAGACUAAACUCAUUCCCUUUAUCCCUGACUUUAUUCCUGCCGUCGGAGACAUCGAUGCCUUCAUUAAAGUUAAGAGACCCGAUAAUAAAGAAGACACAUUGGGUUUGACUGUUUUGGACGAACCGAAUGCCAAAUUACAAUCGGAUCCAACACUUCUUAGUCUUAAACUAAAGGCAAUUUCAAAGGACAUUAAAAUCAUAGAGGAGUCGGAAACUGCUGUCAAGACUGCGAACUCUAAUCGAGACAUAGACUCAUGGAUUGAUAAUAUAAGACAUUUGCACGAAACGACUGCAAGUUCUUCGACAUCUGUGACUCUACUCCAUAGCCAUAGACUUCCAGAUGUCGAGCAUCUGAUGCAAGAGUGGAGUGAAGAGUUUGAAAGUGCUCUCAAUGUUCACUCAUUACCAACACCUGACCUCGACUGUAGUCUCGAAGAAUACAUUACUAUUAUUUGUGGUGAGAAUAAUUGA
This is a messenger RNA of Oppiella nova, 729 nucleotides long. NCBI's taxonomy places the organism in Eukaryota, Metazoa, Arthropoda, Arachnida, Sarcoptiformes, Oppiidae. The record is from the annotation of a GenBank genome assembly.